Molecule: messenger RNA, 1011 nt
Organism: Triticum turgidum subsp. durum (durum wheat)
Lineage: Eukaryota; Viridiplantae; Streptophyta; Magnoliopsida; Poales; Poaceae
Source: the annotation of a GenBank genome assembly
AUGGCGCGGCGCGGCGGCAUGGGUCAGCUGCUGGUGGCAGGAUGCUGCCUCCUGGUGGCGCUCGCGCUGGCGUGCAGCGUGGCCUCGGCGCAAACGUCGCAGACUGGUCAGCCCAUCAAGCUCCCGCCCAAGGCGACGUUCCAGACCAUCACCAUCCCCAAAAACAGCACCAAGCGCCUGUACGCGGUCACCUGCCACGAGAGGCGAGGAAAGCCCUGCGUCGUGUCCUGCCCAAGCCGAUGCCCCAACAAGUGCCUCGCCUACUGCAAAUACUGCAUGGCAUUCUGCGUGUGUGAUCUCGUCCCGGGUAGCUCGUGCGGAGACCCUCGCUUCACCGGCGGGGACGGCAACACCUUCUACUUCCACGGCAAGAAGGACCAGGACUUCUGCAUCGUCUCCGACGAGGCCCUCCACAUCAACGCCCACUUCAUCGGCAACCACAACCCUGCCAUAAGGCGCAACUUCACGUGGAUCCAGGCCAUCGGCGUCAGCUUCGGCCAGCACCGCCUCUACGUCGGCGCUCGCAAGGCCGACGUCUGGGACGAGGAGGAGGACCACAUCCACGUCAUGCUGGACGGCGAGGCCGUCGACGUGGAGACCGUCAAGAACACCCGGUGGGUCUCCAAGGCCCUGCCCGCCUUGUCCGUCACGCGCAUCGACACGGUGAACGCUGUCAUGGUGGAGCUCGACGGCGUGUUCGGCAUCUCGGUCAACGCGGUGCCGAUCACCGAGGAGGACUCCCGGAUCCACAACUACGGCAAGACCGGGAGCGACAGCCUCGUGCACCUCGACCUCGGCUUCAAGUUCCAUUCCCUCACCAAGAACGUUGACGGCCUGCUCGGCCAGACCUACCAGCCGGAGUAUGUCAGCAAGGUGGACAUCAGCGCCAAGAUGCCCAUCAUGGGCGGCGCGCCAAAGUACCUAUCGUCAAGUCUUUUCUCCACGGAUUGCGCCGUCUCCAAGUUCCGCGGCAACAACGUCGCCGGGCCUGUUGUCACCUUUGCCUCGUAA